Molecule: messenger RNA, 2437 nt
Organism: Raphanus sativus (radish)
Lineage: Eukaryota; Viridiplantae; Streptophyta; Magnoliopsida; Brassicales; Brassicaceae
Product: F-box/LRR-repeat protein 10
Exons: 2
Coding region: 301-2208 (635 amino acids)
Biological process (GO): SCF-dependent proteasomal ubiquitin-dependent protein catabolic process
Cellular component (GO): SCF ubiquitin ligase complex
Molecular function (GO): protein binding
Source: RefSeq, a predicted model, not a curated record
AAGUUUAAUAAUGAGCGAUUUGCAUGGAAAAUAUACAAGCAAACGAUCGAAUCCGACCCGACCCGGUCUAUUACGGUGGAAUUAGACCGCCAUGGCCACAUGGAUUGGAAGAGUUGCAGGAAGGUUCGUCCUCAUGCCACUAAACGACACCGUUUUGUGAUCGAAUCAAUAAACGUUGAUUGCCUUGUUAAGUGGAUCCUGUUUGAGAUCAGAUUGAGAGAGACAGAGAGAGAGAUCUCUCCACAAAUUCCGCAAAGUUUAUUUUUCCUUUGUCGGAUUCAAGAAGAGAGACUCACGUAGAUGGCUACCACCGUGGUCCUCGAUAUGUUACCAGCGGCUCUCCUAGAGACAAUCAUGACGAAACUGGACGUGGCGUCUCUAUGCUCGUUGGCCUCAACUUGCAAAACACUCAAAAGCUGCGUCACUCGUGUCCUCACUUUCGCUCCCAACUUCCAUCUCUUCAAUGUUUCACUGUCAAUUGAAACGGUUAGACCGUUGUUGUAUCAGAAUCAGAAACUCUCAAGCCUUAAGCUUGACUGUGGACGCCUCGGGAACUCAGCCAUCGACAUACUCGCACGUCCUUCUCUCAGGGAGAUCUCUCUUCACAACUGUCGUGAUUUCAGUGGAGAUCUCAUCUCUCAAAUCGGAAGGAAAUGCAAACAUCUAAGGUCUGUCUGUUUGGGUUCUGUAGCAGAGAAAGUUGGUCGAACCAUUACCCCUGCUGCUCUCGAAGAUCUGCUCAACGGUUGCUCCCAUUUAGAGGUCUUAUCACUCAUGUUUGACCUCUCACUAUACUUACGUCCUGCUGAUGCUCGCAUUUUCGGGUUGGUCUCUGAUAAACUCACCCAUCUCGAGCUCGGACACAUCUCCUCAAGGAUGAUCACUCACCUCCUCCUCACAUCAACCGAAACGUUUCAAAACCUCCAGCAGCUGCGCCUCUCCCUUGACUGUAUCACCGACGCUGUGGUCAAGGCAAUAUCUAAAUCUCUCACCUCGCUGAUAGAUUUGGACCUGAGAGACGCGCCUCUCGAGGAUCCGAGGCAACCGUCAGACCUCACUGAUUUCGGACUCCAGGAGAUCAACCAGAACGGCGGCAAGCUGAAGCGCCUCUCUCUCAUCCGUAGCCAGGAGUUUCACUCCGCUUACUUCCGCCGAGUCAGCGACCAAGGGAUGCUGUUUCUCGCAGGCAAAUGCUCGCGGAUGGAGAGCAUUUGCCUAGGCGGGUUCUGCCGUGUGACGGACGCUGGUUUCAAGACUAUUCUCCACUCGUGUGCUGGCCUCUCCAGGUUCAGCGUCUACCACGGACCCAAACUGACCGAUCUUGUUUUCCACGACGUCUUGGCGACGGCUCUGACGCUCAGCCACGUCAGCCUGAGGAGGUGCCACCUCCUCACGGAUCACGCGGUUCGAAAGCUGGCGUCGAAUCUGAACCUGGAGAGUCUUGAUCUGAGAGGGUGCAGAAACAUAAGGGACGAGGCGUUGCGAGCCGUCUCGCAGCUAACGAAACUAAAGGUUUUGCUUCUUGAUGGCACUGACGUGAGCGACACGGGGCUCUCUUACCUUAAAGAAGGAGUUUGGGAGUCUCUGGUUUCUCUCUCUGUGAGAGGAUGCAGAAACUUAACAGACAAUUUCAUGACUGUUUUAUUCGAUGGAUCCUCGAAGCUAGCGCUACGCGAGCUCGACGUGUCGAAUCUCCCUAACCUGACAGAUGCUGCGGUUUUCGCUCUGGCGAAAUCAGGAGCUCCGAUCACGAGACUCCAGCUGAGAGAGUGCAGGCUGAUAGGCGAUCCCUCGGUCAUGGCUCUCGCGUCUACGCGGGUGUACGAAGACGGGUGUCCUGGAAGCAGCUUGUGUUUGUUGGAUCUUUACGACUGUGGUGGCAUCACUCAGCUCUCGUUCAAAUGGCUGAAGAAACCCUUCUUCCCGAGGCUCAAAUGGUUAGGGAUCACCGGAAGCGUGAACAGAGAUAUCGUGGAUGCUUUGGGGAGGAGACGGCCGAAUUUGAAGGUGUCUUGCCGGGGAGAAGAGCUUGGGAUUGAUGGGGAGGACGACUGGGACUCUGCGGACAUACAACAACAACACAUGGAAGGAGAAGAAGAUGAGCUUCAACAGUGGAUUCUUGGAGAUGAAGGUGAUGAUGAUGUUGAGAUGGAGGAUGAGAGUGAUGAUGAAGCAAGUGAAGAAGGGGGAGAAGAAGAAGAAGACUGAUAAUACUGAAAACUAUACGUUUAUAAAAGGUAUGUAUGCAAUCUUGUAGUCUUAUAAGGUAUACGUUUAAAAUCAAACUUACUUCUGUUUAAAAUAUACGUUUCAUAUUUUGCCACUUGCUGGUAGUAUUUUUCUGAAUUUUUUUUUUUUUUGUUGUGGUUGCUAAUCAUCGCAUCUUUCUUAAAACUUUUGUAUUGUUCAUUUGAAUAAAGAUUAUCAAUUUAUUGAA